Zea mays is the source of this 1677-nucleotide messenger RNA. RefSeq names its product Enhanced ethylene response protein 5. Gene Ontology annotation, molecular function: double-stranded DNA binding; RNA binding. Gene Ontology annotation, cellular component: transcription export complex 2. Bases 20 to 1249 code for a protein of 409 amino acids. Gene Ontology annotation, biological process: poly(A)+ mRNA export from nucleus; post-transcriptional tethering of RNA polymerase II gene DNA at nuclear periphery; transcription elongation by RNA polymerase II. The transcript has 12 exons. Lineage: Eukaryota; Viridiplantae; Streptophyta; Magnoliopsida; Poales; Poaceae. The record is from RefSeq and is marked provisional.
UGUGACGCUGUCCCUGGAGAUGGCGGCGUACUUGAGCAUGGGUGAAGCGCAACGCCGCAUCGGCGACUACCUCUCUCGGGUGACCAACGCCAUCUCCUGCUCCGACGCCGCCGCGCUCGCCUCCCUUCUUUCCGUCUCCUCCGCGCCGGCCUCCACCCCGCUCUCCGACGCGCUCGCCGCCAUCCCGGACUUCCCGCGCCUCGCUGGAGAUCGCUACCCCGACCUUGCCGACCUCCUCGUUCCGUUGCUCCGAGCCAUCCACUUCCACUCCAUCCAGCGCUUCGCCGACGCCUACUCCUCGUUCGAGAAGGCCUCCAACGCGUUCCUGCAGGAGUUUAGGAACUGGGAGACGCCGUGGGCGAUGGAGGCGAUGCACACUGUGGCGCUCGAGAUCAGGCUAAUCGCCGAGAAGGCAGAUAGGGAGCUUGCGACGAAUGGAAAGAACCCUGACAAGCUUCAGGCGGCUGGGUCUUUUCUGAUGAAGGUUUUUGGUACACUAGCGGUGAAAGGGCCUAAGCGUAUUGGGGCACUCUAUGUUACCUGCCAGCUAUUCAAAAUUUACUUCAGGCUUGGAACAGUAAACCUUUGCCGUAGUGUCAUAAGAAGUAUCGAAACUGCAAGGAAUUUUGAUUUUGAAGACUUUCCAGUGAAAGACAAGGUCACUUAUAUGUACUACACUGGGCGGUUGGAGGUGUUUAACGAGAACUUUCUUGUUGCAGAUCAGAAGCUAACUUAUGCUUUGAUGCAUUGCAAUCCUCAAAGCGAGUCAAAUUUGAGGAGAAUUUUGAAGUUCCUUAUCCCUGUAAAGCUUUCAAUAGGUGUACUGCCAAAAAGGACUCUUUUGGAGCGGUAUAGUUUGCUUGAGUAUGCAGAUGUUGUCACUGCACUUAAGAGAGGAGAUCUCAGGCUUCUCAGGCAAGCUCUAGACAGGCACGAAGACCAAUUUUUGAAAUCUGGCGUCUACCUUGUACUGGAGAAACUUGAACUUCAAGUCUAUCAGAGAUUAGUUAAGAAAAUCCACAUCAUUCAGAGACAGAAGGAACCAGCUAAGGCACAUCAGAUUAAGCUAGAUGUUGUCGUAAAAGCUCUGAAAUGGCUUGAAAUCGACAUGGAUGUGGAUGAGGUGGAGUGCAUCAUGGCAUGCCUUAUAUACAAGAACCUUAUAAAAGGGUACUUUGCUCACAAGAGUAAGGUCCUUGUCCUCAGCAAACAAGACCCCUUCCCCAAGUUGAACGGGAAGCCUGUUUAAAUACAAUUGUCACGGAGAAAUCCUGUAAUACAAUGGUAUUUUUUUUGUUUAGUAUGCAGAGAUGCUUUCCAUAUUAAGUGAAACUCCAAGCCUGACAAGGACAUUUAGGGCCUGAUCGGUUAUACCGGAAUAAGCCAGGAUUCAUUCUAGCUCAUCAAAAUCUAUAUAAGGCCUUGUUCGUUUGUGCCGGAUUGGUGGGUCGGAACGAUUCCUAACCGGAUUGUUUCUCUAAAUUAUAUAAACUUUGAUUAGCUGAAACGAUUUCGGGUGCAAUCCGACACAAACGAACAAGGCCUAAAUUAGAGAAGUAAUCCAGCUAGGAAUUAAUCCGGGACUCCAAUCCCAAACAACCGAACAAGGCCUUAUAUUUAAUCACCUCUGGAUGUAAUGUAACCUGUAUCAUUAUUGCCUCAUUGACCUUCAUUUUC